Messenger RNA from Camellia sinensis, 603 nucleotides. NCBI's taxonomy places the organism in Eukaryota, Viridiplantae, Streptophyta, Magnoliopsida, Ericales, Theaceae. The record is from RefSeq and is a predicted model, not a curated record.
AUGGCUCGCAAUAGUGUAAUGAAGAUGAUUAUUGAUGACUCUGAUUCUGAUAAUGAAUUGGAAAUAUUUGCAAUAGCUGCUUUGGAAGAAAAGCGGUUAAAUAAUGAGAGACAAUUGGGAUUACGUCGUGGUUCCAUUCAAGGUCAUGUAGUUAUUUAUCGUAAUCGAAUUCAAGGCCACAAGAGACUUUAUCAAGAUUACUUUUCUGAAAUGCCUACAUAUCCUCCCAAUUUAUUUAGGAGGAGGUUUCGGAUGAGUCGAUGUCUUUUUCUUCGUAUUUUAUCUAUGGUGGAAGCAUAUGAUCCUUAUUUUGUCCAGAAACAAGAUGCUGUUGGAAUUCUUGGUUUGUCUUCCCUUCAAAAGAUGACAACUGCUAUGAGGAUGCUCGCUUAUGGAGUAGCGGCCUAUUCUGUAGAUGAUUAUGUGAGGAUUGGAGAAAGCACUGCAAUAGAAAGUUUACAAAGGUUUGUUGAGGCAGUGGUUGCAAAUUUUUCAGAUAUGUACUUGAGGACGCCAAACAAAGAUGACAUUGCUAAAUUACUAGAGGUGGGAAAAAAUCGUGGGUUUUCUGGAAUGCUAGGGAGCAUUGACUGUAUGCAUUAG